AUGGCCGAUUGGCUGGACAAGUGGUACGGGCUCCAAAUUUCCUUCAAGAAAAACAUGCUUGGCCGUCCCGAACUGGUCGGCCCGGCGUCUGGUGCUGUUGGUGGUCCGACAAGCCCCUCGGGCGGCGGCAAGGAGGUCGCUAAGGCGUACGAGUGCCCCAAGUGUGGGCGCAGCUACAUGUGGAAGAACACCCUGAUGCGACACCUGCGCAACGAGUGCGGCAUCGAACCGCAGUUCCAAUGCCCCUUCUGCCCGCACCGCACCAAACUCAAAAGCAACCUCACCCAGCACAUCCGCUACAAGCACAUGUCACCCGCGGCGAUGACCGAGUCUUUGUAA
Thrips palmi is the source of this 339-nucleotide messenger RNA. RefSeq names its product longitudinals lacking protein-like. The record is from RefSeq and is a predicted model, not a curated record. The transcript has 2 exons. Lineage: Eukaryota; Metazoa; Arthropoda; Insecta; Thysanoptera; Thripidae. Bases 1 to 339 code for a protein of 112 amino acids.